Xenopus tropicalis (tropical clawed frog) is the source of this 5976-nucleotide messenger RNA. RefSeq names its product programmed cell death 11 (gene pdcd11). The coding region runs from base 221 to 5656 and encodes 1811 amino acids. Gene Ontology annotation, biological process: rRNA processing; RNA processing. Gene Ontology annotation, molecular function: nucleic acid binding. The transcript is spliced from 36 exons. The record is from RefSeq and is a predicted model, not a curated record. Gene Ontology annotation, cellular component: nucleolus. Lineage: Eukaryota; Metazoa; Chordata; Amphibia; Anura; Pipidae.
CCUGUCUCUUAAUCGGAAGUAGCUGCGAUUGGCUGACCUGGGAAACUGUAGUGCUUCCGGGUCAAUUGUAUGGGUGCCUACACGUGUGUGUAUGGAUUUGCUGCAUGCAUAUUGUAAGGGGAGGAAUAUGCAAUUGUAACAGGACAGAGAGUCCAUCCCGUACACUUGUGUAAUUACCGCAAUCAUCUAAGCCUCAAGUGACAUAUAAAAAUUAGGAAACAUGGAAGAAAGUUUCCCACGGGGUGGAACCCAGAAAAAAACUGAUCAAAAAACUGUUAAAAAAAGGCCUAAGGAAAAUGACGGCAACCUUUUCUCGACUUAUCAUGAGGAGAAUGAACAGGAGAUCAAGAAGAAAAAGAAAGUAUUUCAUGAAAAGCCAAAGGCUGCUAGUCAAGAAAAAAGUGUAACAACAGCUGCAAAGGAAACCGUGGAGAUUCCACAGUAUAAAAACCUGAGCGUCGGGAUGAUGUUCCUUGGCUGUGUGAAACAGGCUAAAGAUUUUGAGCUGGCAGUGAGUUUGCCAUAUUGCUUAACAGGCUAUAUCCAAGCAACAAAUAUUUGUGAGGCGUAUACUAAACUCAUUGGUGAGCAAGUGAAAAAAGAUGACCCCAUGGAGGCAUUAACACCCCUCUCUGAGCUGUACAGUCCAGGAAUGUUGGUACGAUGUGCAAUAAGCAGUUUAGAGACAACAACCAGUGGUUGCAACAGCGUCAAACUGUCCAUCAACCCAAAACAUGUCAAUAAAGCUCUGACCACCGGAUCGCUGAAAGCAGGCAUGCUUGUAUCUGGGUGUGUGUCAAGCGUAGAAGACCAUGGAUAUCUUGUUGACAUAGGAGUCACUGGAAGUAAAGCAUUCCUGCCACGUCAAAAAGCACAAUUAUUUUUAAAUCAAGCAGGAAAAGGACCCUUACUCAGAAUAGGACAGUACCUAAACUGCGUGAUUCAAGAAGUGAAGAAUGAAGGAAGGAUAGUCCGUCUGUCCAUCACCCAAAAUGAUGUGACUGGGGCCCUUGCAACUAUGGAACAAAAUUGGACUCUGAAUAAUCUAUUGCCGGGACUUGUACUUAAAGCACAGAUAGAGAAGGUGACCCAGAGCAGCAUCACUUUGUCUUUCCUUUCAUCCUACACGGGCUUUGUGGAUUUCUUGCACUUUGAACCAAAGAAAAUCGGUUCCUACAAGGAGGGUCAGGAAGUCAAAGCCUGUAUCUUGUGGCUUGAUCCUUCCACAAAGAGCAUCAGACUUACACUCCGCCAGUGUUUUCAGCAGCCAGGGAACCCCCUGCCCCAGCUCACCAGUGACUGGGUUGGCUCUGUACUUGAGAACUGCAUGGUUCAAACACUGGUUAGGAACGCUGGAGCCAUUUUUGAGCUGGAUGGAGGAAACCUGGGCUUUGCGUUUAAACAUAAUCUUUCUGCUUCCAAACACCCUGAUAACGAAAUCUUCAAAAAAGGCACUGCUCAUAAAGGAAGAAUCAAAGAAUUUAGUCCCAUGGAGGAGAUGCACUUUCUGUCUCUAAGAGAGAAAAUGAUUACAGAUCUGUUCUUGCGCCAUGAAGAUAUACAGGCUGGACAGGUGCUGGAGGGCACAAUACAGAGCUUGGAAGCAGUAGGAUUGGUGGUGAAGAUCACCGAUCACCUCACUGGUCUUGUGCCUAAACUCCAUUUUGCUGAUGUUCUUCUCAAACAUCCCGAGAAGAAAUACAUUAUUGGGAACAAGAUCAAAUGCAAGGUCUUGACUGUAAUUACUUCUGAACGAAAGUUGAUCCUGACACGGAAGAAAACUCUGAUGAAGUCAAAGUUGCCCAUAAUUGCCAGCUUUGACGAUGCCCAACCAGGCCUAAUUACCCAUGGCUUCAUUGUGGCCAUCAAAGACUAUGGAUGCAUUGUUAAAUUCUUUAAUGAGGUACAAGGCCUAGCUCCACGCCGUGAACUGGGCUCUCUGCAAGAGAUUUCCUCGCUGGAAGAUGCCUUUUACAGAGGGCAGGUAAUUAAGGUUCGAGUUCUGGAUUGUAACCCCCAAACACAAAAAUUGCUGUUGUCCUUCAGAAUAACUGAAGAGGGGGAGACUGAACAAGAACAACGCUACCUCAAGAAGACAAAGGCGGUGAAGCUAGAUGUUGGCAAGGUGGUUGACACAAGAGUCGUAUCGAAAACCGACAAAGGUGUUAAUGUUCUAAUCCUGCCUGAGGAAAGCCCCGCCUUCAUUCCCAAAAUGCAUCUCUCAGAUCACAUAUCAAAUUGCGAGCUACUCUGGCAUGCGCUGGAAGAAGGGGACAACAUUCCUGGAGUUAUGUGUCUUAGCACCUUCAAGGGCCACCAUAUAUUAACAAAGAAAGCAGUUCUGAUUUCCUCCUUUGAGAAAGGAUCGUGCGUAAAAGUCAUCUCUGAAGUGCAGACAGGGAUGCACCUGACUGGCUUUGUGAAAAGUAUCAUGCCAUAUGGUGCCUUUGUUGAAUUCCCAUACGGCCUGUUUGGAUUGGUGCCCAAAUCAGAAAUAUCAGACAAGUUUGUGACCAACAUCAGUGACCACUUAUUCGAGGGCCAGACUGUGUUGGCCAAGGUGAUCAAGACAGAUGAAGAGAAACAGCGGUUCCUGCUGACCCUGAAGAUGUCGGAGUGCGCUCCCAGUGAUUGUUCUGCUGAAGGCCUUCUCCUUCUGAGCCAGUGUUUCAGUGAACUGCAGCUUCUGAAGGGUCUGCUUUCUAGGAAAGGAGAUCCAGAGGAUGAGCUAAGUAUCUACACACUGACCUCAGGACAAAAGCUCACUUUGGUUGUUGAGAAUGCAGAGGAGAAUGGUCCGGUCCACUUCAGUACUGGCAGCAUUACUGGCGCGCAAACUGUAUCAGCCACCCAUAAUAACAUUGGAGAUGAAACGCCAAUUGCUGGACAGAAAGUCAAAGCUGUGGUUUUAAAUGUUGAUUUGCUUAAGCUGCAUGUUUAUGUAUCUCUAAAUGAGGCACUGUUGAAAAAGAAAAAGAAUGUGCCAAAGAUGAAUUCGUCCCACUCAGCAGAUGUGCUGCACGUGGCAGAAGAAUUUGCAGUUGUGUCCUUGACAGGCCCUGCUCACCUAGCUGCUGUUCCUAUGUCAUCUCACCUUAACGACACCUUCCAUUUUGAGUCUGAAAAGCUGAAGGUGGGAGAGACCAUCACCGUAAUUCUAAAAGCAACGUCUGUGAAUGAACAGGGCCUCUUGCUGGCUGUGCAAAAUAAAUCGGCCUUGAAGACAAGCAAGAACCAGGGGCAAACAAAGCAGUCAGAUGUGAAAACCUCUGGUUUCAUGGCACAUGGUUUGAAAGUGGGAGAUCUGGUAUCUGGAACAGUGAAAAGUAUAAAGCCCACACAAGUGAUUGUCUCCAUUAAUGAUAAUGUAUGUGGCUUUAUCCAUGUUUCUCAAAUAACAGAGGAUACCCCACUGGGUUCUUUCCCCACCUCCAAACUGAGCCCAAAGCAGGAGGUGACAGGUCGAGUUAUUGGAGGAAGAGAAGUGAAGUCGCACAGAUACCUUCCAAUCACACAUCCUGACUUCAUACAUUCUCUUCCGGAGCUGAGCAUUCUCCCAGGUUUAAUUAACAAAGACAAUAAAGUUCCAAAGCCAAGACCACUGAAAACGUUCACCCCUGGUGAAAAGGUUACAUGUUAUAUAAAUAAGUAUAACACAGAGAAGAAAUAUCUAGAGGUGGAGAUUACACCACAAAUCCGGGGGAGAAUUGAGCUGCUACUUCUUUCCCAGACCCCCAAGAACUUAAAGCGUCCGGAAAAACUGUUCAAGAACGGCCAAUCCUUGUCUGCAACGGUGGUUGGGCCAGACGCCACUCACAAGCACCUCUGUCUUUCAUUAACAGGUAUCUAUUCAUUGGAGGAAGGAUCUGUGACGAUGGCCUCUGUGACCAAGGUAGUAAAGGGCUCUGGGCUGACACUUUCCCUGCCAUUUGGGAAGACUGGAGAAGCCAGUAUUUUUCACCUACAUGACAACUACACGGAAGCUUCAUUGGAUAAAUUCACCCCUGGGAAGAUUGUCAGGUGUGCCAUACUUUCUGUUUCCAAGACAAUUAAGGUUUCUUUGAUGCAGUCCAAGAUAAAUCAACAAGCUUCCAAGAGUACGGAUGAUAAGGAAAUUACUUCCUUUGAUAGUCUGGAAGAAGGGCAAUUAGUCACUGGCUUUGUGAGUGCAGUUACACAAAACAAAGGAGUGUUUUUCAGGUUAUCCAGCUCUAUUGUGGGACAUAUCCAGUUCCGGAAUAUCACUAGUUAUUUUGUUUAUGAUACCUCGGCAUACAGUAAAUAUAUCCCAGAAGGCACCUUGCUUACAGCCAAAGUUCUGUCUGUAGAUCCGGAGCAGAAACACGUGGAGCUUUCACUACUUCCCAGUGACACCGGAAAGCCUGAUGUGAUACCUGAAUCUGCUGGAUUCAGCAAAAGGAAAAAUAAGGAGAAAAAGACCACAACAAAAAGGAAAAGGGAGAAUUUGGAAAAGGGUUCACAGAAGAAGAAAUCCCAGGAAUCUAAGGAGGAUGAGGACAGUGGAGUUGAGGUUUACUGCAGAGAGGAAGAUUCAGAGGAUAAAACAAAGAAAACACAAACACAGCAGCAGUCCCAGGAGCAAACUAGCAGUCAACCAUCUGUCUCCAGGCUGCAAGUUUCCACUGGGUUCUCGUGGGAUGUCAGCCUAAACACUCUCAAACCAUCUCUAGCUGGGGCUAAUGACAGUAGCUCAGACAGUGAUGAAGAGGAGGAUGAACAGCCCAAGAAAAAGAAGAUGAAAAAAGAGCUGGCGAGAGAAAAAAAGGAAGCAGAGAAAGAACUUUCUAAGAAAGAAGCUGCUUUACAGGAUUCCGGUCGGCAACCUCAGUCAGCGGAUGACUUUGACCGGCUUGUCAUUAGCUCCCCAGACAGCUCCAUCCUUUGGCUACAGUACAUGGCAUUCCACCUUCAUGCCACCGAAAUAGAGAAGGCACGAGUUGUAGCAGAGAGAGCUCUCAAAACCAUUUCUUUCAGAGAAGAACAGGAGAAGCUCAAUGUGUGGGUUGCACUGCUAAACUUGGAGAACAUGUACGGCACUGAGGAAAGCCUUGUGAAGGCUUUUGAACGAGCAGUUCAGUAUAACGAGCCUUUGAAAGUCUACCAGCAGCUGGCCGACAUCUACGUCAAGUCUGAGAAGUUUAAGCAAGCAGAGGAUUUGUACAACACCAUGUUGAAGCGCUUCCGCCAGGAGAAGUCUGUAUGGAUUAAAUUUGCUACUUUCCUUCUAAAGCAAGGCCAAGGAGAUGGGACUCACAGACUGUUGCAGCGUGCGCUUAAGAGCCUUCCGGAGAAAGACCAUGUUGAUGUAAUUUCAAAGUUUGCCCAGUUAGAGUUCCAGCUGGGUGACAGUGAGCGGGCCAAAGCCCUGUUUGAGAGUACGCUGAGCAGCUAUCCGAAACGCACGGACCUCUGGUCAGUUUAUAUUGACAUGAUGGUGAAACAUGGCAGCCAACGGGAAGUGAGGGACAUUUUUGAGCGAGUGAUUCAUCUGAGUUUGGCAGCUAAAAGGAUCAAGUUCUUUUUCAAACGCUAUUUGGAGAAUGAAAAGAAACACGGAAGUGCUGAGAGUGUCCAGGCCGUGAAAGAGAAAGCGCUGCAGUACGUGGAAUCCCAGAGUUCUCUGGCGGCCACAUAGCGCCCCGUGCAUAGAGACUGCUCUGAUUACUGUUUAUAUACCUUUUGUACCCACUGGAUCAAUACAGAUUUCCCUUAUAUGAAUGCCAGGAGAGCGGCAAAGGAAUACAGACUCCAGGUCCUGGGGGGCAUUCCCACUUUUAAGACACAUCUCCUUUUUAAAUCCUACUCCACUGAUGUGUUUUGUAUGCUGCAUUGUGUUGUUCUGAGUGUGAGAUGAUGAGAGAGUAGGUUAUACAUGAAUGGAUCAUGUUGUAGCUACAUGUAUGGCUGCAUAUUCAUACACAGAACUGAUACAUUAAAAAUACAAAACUUUAUUUA